Xenia sp. Carnegie-2017 is the source of this 3598-nucleotide messenger RNA. Its product is annotated as hephaestin-like protein. NCBI's taxonomy places the organism in Eukaryota, Metazoa, Cnidaria, Anthozoa, Malacalcyonacea, Xeniidae. Gene Ontology annotation, biological process: iron ion transport. Gene Ontology annotation, cellular component: plasma membrane. The record is from RefSeq and is a predicted model, not a curated record. Gene Ontology annotation, molecular function: oxidoreductase activity; copper ion binding.
CUCAUACUCAGAUUGAUUUAUACCUCGCCUUUAUUUGGUCUGACAACAUCAGUGCGAACACAACGGUUGAGAUAAUUAUGGAAACAAUACUGUUGAUCACUUUGCUUUUCUUUCUUCAAGAAAGUCAUUGUGAGGUUAGAACAUACAACAUUGCUGCAGUUGAAAUAAAAUGGGACUAUGCUCCUUCAGGAAUAAACAAGUUGAAUGGUAAACAACUGGAUGAUGACGAAUCAGCGUCAGUGUUCACUAAAAAUGACCCAAAGAACAGAAUUGGAAGAACUUAUCGUAAAGUUGUUUAUCGUGAAUGUGAAGACAACUUAUGUUCAUCAUUAAAGCCACAUCCAAAAUAUCUUGGUGUUUUGGGUCCGAUAAUUCGAGCCGAAGUUGGCGAUAAAAUUGUUGUAAACUUUGUGAAUAAAGCUACAAGAAAUUAUACAGUUCAUCCACAUGGUGUGUUUUACACCAAGAGCUCGGAAGGAGCGUUAUACGAGGAUGAAACAUCAGGAGUUGAUAAAAGUGAUGAUGGUGUUCCCCCUAAUGCAACACAUGUCUAUCACUGGGAUGUAAAACGUGAACACGGACCAACAAACGCUGACUCAGAUUGUUUAACGUGGGCUUAUCAUUCGCAUGUACAUGCGCAGAAUGAUGUAAACACUGGACUUGUAGGUGCAAUGUUGAUUUGUAAAAAUGGAACAUUUAUAAACAAGAAACAUAAAGAUAUCGAUCGCGAAUUCGUCAUUAUGUUCACAGUCAUGGAUGAAAAUCAUAGUUGGUUGUUAGAUGAGAAUAUCAAGGAAUAUUGUCCUCAAUUCAAUACAAACAAAGAAGAUGCAGAUUUUCAGGAAAGUAAUAAAAUGCACGCUAUAAACGGUUAUUUUUACGGCAAUACACCAAAUCUUGAUAUGUGCAAUGGCGAUAAAGUCAAUUGGCAUAUGUUUGGUAUGGGUACUGAGGUUGAUAUACACACCGCAUUUUUCCAUGGUCAGACUAUGCAGAUAGAUGGACACCGUAAAGACGUUAGUUCCAUGUUUCCUGCAAAGUCAAGUACUGCUCAUAUGACUGCUUCAAAUCCUGGGAUAUGGCUAUUAAACUGUUUAGUGAAUGAUCAUUAUUCGGCGGGCAUGUCUGCUCUGUUUAAUGUCUCUAACUGUCCUCAAAAGUCUUUUACUGAAAAUAAAAAUCUUGAUGGUGUUACACGAAAAUAUUUCAUUACAGCUGAAGAGGUUAUCUGGGAUUAUGCACCGUCUGGGUUAGACAAAUUUAAUGGAGGGAAUUUAACAGAUCAAAACAGUAAAGGUCGUGAGUUUUUUCACAAAUCUAACGAUGCCAUCGGUGGAAAAUACUGGAAAUCUUUAUUCUUUGAGUACACAAACAGCAGUUAUCGAAAGAAAAUGAAAGACAAACAUUUAGGGUUCUUGGGUCCGAUAAUUCGGGCGGAAGUCGGUGAUACAAUAUCUGUUACAUUUCGAAAUAAGGCAUCAUACAACUUCAGCAUACAACCUCAUGGUGUGUUUUACAAUAAAUCAAACGAAGGAUCCCUCUAUAAUGAUGGAACAUCCGGGAUUCAUAAGCAAGAUGACGUAGUAAGACCCAAUCAAACUCACGUGUACACAUGGACAAUUCCUGAACAUGUUGGACCAACGAAGAACGAUCCCACUUGUAUAACUUGGGUUUAUCACUCAGCUGUAGAUCCUAUCAAGGACGUUUAUUCUGGCUUGAUUGGGCCGCUUCUUGUAUGCAAAAAAGGCUCUUUGGAUGCCCGCGGUGAACAAAAAGAUAUGGAUAAAGAAUUUGUGGUGUUUUUUAUGGUUUCAAAUGAAAACGAGGCGCAUUACAUCAGGAAGAAUGUAAAAGAAUUUAUAAGCCCAAGCGUUGUUGACACUUUCAGCUAUGACGCAGAGAAGGAAAAUAAUUUAAUGCAUGGUGUGAAUGGAUAUUUGUACGCCAAUCUACCUGGUCUUGACACGUGUUUUAAUGAUAGUGUAUCUUGGCAUCUUAUUGGCUGGGGAAAUGAAGUCGAUAUACACGGAGCGUAUUUUCAUGGUCAUACGUUCUUGUCGAACAAAAAUAGAAAAGACAGCCUUAAUUUAGUGCCUGGAACAUUUGAAACAUUGUUUAUGAAACCUGACAAUGUUGGUGAAUGGGCUUUAGUCUGUCGUACAAAUGAUCAUCAUGAUGCUGGAAUGGUUGCCAAAUAUCGUGUCAAAUAUUGUAACAAUGAGAAUCACGUUCGCUCGAACUCCAGGAAAACCAGAACAUAUUACAUAGCUGCCAUUGAAGAAAACUGGGAUUAUGCACAAGACGGAAAAAAUAAUAUUAAAGGGAGAGAUAUUAAUACUGACAAGGAAGCAAUGGUUUAUGCAAAACGAGGACCAAACAGGAUUGGUCAUGUGUACAAGAAAGCACUUUAUCGACAGUAUACCGACAUAUCGUUCACGAUAAAAGCAAAUCAUUUCGAGUACCUUGGCUUUCUUGGUCCUGUGAUUCGUGCUGAAGUAGGCGAAACUAUUAAAGUUGUUUUCAAAAACAUGGCUAGCAGAAAUUAUUCUGUUCAUCCUCAUGGAGUUUUUUACGACAAGAUGAACGAAGGAGCCUUGUACGAGGAUAAUACUACGUUAAAGGAUGACGACAUCGUAAAACCAGGACAGAUCUAUAAUUAUACCUGGAGUGUUCCUGACACAGCUGGUCCUUCUUCAAAUGAUAAUGAUUGUCUUACAUGGAUAUAUUACAGCAACGUUGAUCCAUCAAAAGACACAAAUUCUGGACUAGUUGGUCCGUUGAUUAUUUGUAAACAGGGUUCGCUAACUAAUGAUGGUUCUCGUGUAAAAAAUGUUGACCGCGAGUAUCCUAUUUACUUCAGUGUGAUCGAUGAAAACUUGAGUUGGUAUUUACGUGAAAAUAUUAAAAAUUUUGCAAAUUCUUCGUUGGUUAAUGUGGAAGAUGAAGAUUUUAUGGAAAGUAAUAAAAUGAACGCAAUAAAUGGUCGAAUUUUUGGGAAUUUGAAAGGUUUGAGAAUGUUUAAAAAUGAGAAAGUUAACUGGUACUUGUUGAGUCUUGGUACAGAAGUUGAUAUGCAUAAUGUUCAUUUUCAUGGUCAGACAGUCCUUGCAAGAACGACCGCUGACCACAGAGAAGAUGUUAUUGAUCUCUUUCCAGGAGUUUUUAUGACGGUAAAAAUGAUUCCUGAUAGUAUUGGAAAAUGGUUUUUACAUUGUCACGUGAAUAGUCACAUGGUCCAUGGAAUGAUGGCACUUUAUGAUGUGGAAGAAAAGGAUACGACACCAAUAUCCGCAAUACCCACAACAUCAACACGAGGAUCGUCAUUUUCACUUUGUAUGGACGUUAUCAUCACAAUUAUUGGUCUUUUCUUUGCAUUUUUACGUUUAAAUGAAUAGUGCAACUUUUUGUCCCCACGUAAAAGUAUCAACAGUCUUAGUUUAAUUUUUAGAUAUAUCACUUAAUUACUCUAUAAUGACUCUGAAUUCUGUAAACUUGAAAUAUUGCUUUAUAAAAGCAACGAUUUGUAAUAAUGUCAUUUUCUACGUGCUCCAAGAUAUAGAAUAUGUUUAUGAAACGUAAAAAUCGUCAUACUACGUCA